This is a messenger RNA of Suillus subalutaceus, 868 nucleotides long. RefSeq lists its product as uncharacterized. Lineage: Eukaryota; Fungi; Basidiomycota; Agaricomycetes; Boletales; Suillaceae. The record is from RefSeq and is a predicted model, not a curated record. Bases 98 to 556 code for a protein of 152 amino acids. The transcript has 4 exons.
UGUGGAGGGCACGCCUUUUCCUAUUCAUUAUAUUUGCUUUCAUGGCUGGCAGACUGGUGGGGGAGCGUGGAAAGCCUAACCACGUUUACAGAUGUGAAUGGAGACGGCCGUCGGGCCCUGUCAAGGUCUGGGCGGUGGGCAGUGUCGGUGUGACUUACGCAUCCGAGUCAAUCUGUUCAUUAUCGUACUACAGGUUGCAGUGAAAUCCUUCAGGUAUCACAUGAGUCGUACCUCAGAGUGGGACUUGAGAAUAAGAUUUCGAGGAGAAACUGCAAUCUGGGCAUACCUUGUCCACGACAACAUCAUUACACUUAAUGGAAUGCCAGAGGGGUUUGGGCCAACCACAGCCCUUGUCUCCCCAUGGUUUCCGGACGGCUGGCUACUCUGUCUCAUCACGGAACAGAGUGCCAUUGCAUCCAAAUUAAAGCUGCUUCACGGCAUAGCCUCUUGGCUCCACUAUCGUUUGUCUUCUCUUCAUGGUUGUCUUGCUUCGACUCGUGGGUUUUCCCGUGAGUUCGCUCUUUCCCCCUUGUUUACGGUGACAUCACGAGCGUGAAAUACACUGACUGAAGAAUCUAAUCCAACGUCCUAGUAUCAACGACGGGGAAUAAAGGGCUUGCCUGACGGACUUCGGUUUGUUGAAUGUCCUCGGUGGACGUUUCAAAGACCGAGUGGUUGAAGAAUCAACUGUUCGGCCUAGUGCAAUGAGGUGGGCUGCGCCUGGGCGAUAUGAUCGCCCCUGUGGUAUCAAAGCGACUACGCAGAGCAACAUGACUCCUUUGGUGUCAUGUUGCAUGUAAGUCUCGUCUCAGUACUGGACGUCCACAUAAGCCAUAUCCAAUUUAUCAUUUGUUCCAGCUGUUGGCUC